AUGACGGAACAGCACAUCACUGCAAGCAGUUAUGCCCUGUUUGCGGGCAAUGGCAAGAGAAGUCAAUACACCGUCUCCUCAUUUGCUUUUGCAACUUCUUCUGGCACUCAAUGGGCCGCACAUAGCUGGUGUGGCUACCAGGGUGCACCAUCUGUUCUGACGACGAUAUAUGCUGCACGUGGAGUACUACAGCAAACAGGGUCUAUGGAAACGGCGAGAAUAUCACCUUCUGAUCAAUCCACCGCUAGUCCUAAGGAAGGUGCCUUCUCGAAUUUGCCUUCGCAAGUUAUCAGGAUCAACCAGUCCGGUCAACACCUCACUGUCUGGAUUUUCCUUGGAGGAAUACAGUUCGCUUGGUUGUCUGAUAGACUACCUACCAAGAAGAGUCGUAAUUUGGGCGAGUGUCCUAUACUAUAG
Molecule: messenger RNA, 417 nt
Organism: Aspergillus niger
Lineage: Eukaryota; Fungi; Ascomycota; Eurotiomycetes; Eurotiales; Aspergillaceae
Exons: 2
Coding region: 1-417 (138 amino acids)
Source: RefSeq, a predicted model, not a curated record